AUGGCAGAAGCUGAUGCUAGUCAAAUGAACAACAUGAAGGAUGCAGGCAUUAGCAUACCCCAUAUAUAUGCUAUGUUAGCUAAUCAAGCAGGUGGUUAUGAAAAUGUUAAUUAUACCUUAAGGAAUAUGUAUAAUGAGAUUGCUAGGCGAAGGCGUCAUGUCCUGGGUGAUGCUAGAGCGGCAUUGCGAUACCUCAAAAACCAGAAAGCUGAAGAUACAAGCCUCUAUUAUGAGCACAUAGUUAAUGCUAAAGGGGUAUUGCGAGCUCUAUUUUGGUGUGAUGGAAGAAGCCAAUUAGAUUAUGGAGUAUUUGGAGAUGUGCUUGCCUUUGAUGUGACAUACAAGAAGAACAAGUACUUGUGUCCGGUAGUAGUGUUUUCCGGUGUGAAUCAUCACAACCAAAUAGUGGUAUUUGGAAGUGCUCUAGUUACCGAUGAGAGUAAGGAGGUCUACGUGUGGUUAUUACAGCAACUAUUGGCAGCCAUGAAGGGAAAAGCACAUAUAUCUGUGAUUACAAAUGGUGCUCCACCAAUGAGAUUUGCAAUUGAGACGGUAUUUUCAAAUGCCCAUCAUAGAUUAUGUGCUUGGCACCUCAUUCGGAACGCCACAAGUAAUGUUGGAAACCCAAAAUUUACAUCUAUGCUCAAGAAGUGCAUGCUUGGAGAUUAUGAGAUUAGUGUGUUUGAGCAGAAGUGA
This is a messenger RNA of Arachis duranensis, 696 nucleotides long. Its product is annotated as protein FAR1-RELATED SEQUENCE 5-like. Lineage: Eukaryota; Viridiplantae; Streptophyta; Magnoliopsida; Fabales; Fabaceae. The transcript has a single exon. The record is from RefSeq and is a predicted model, not a curated record. Bases 1 to 696 code for a protein of 231 amino acids.